AUGUCCAGAGACCUGAUAUUAGGCCUUCAGUCAUCUGUGUUAUCUGACUUGUUUGACAGUCAGUCAUCUGAGUUAUCUGACUUGUUUGACAGUCAGUCAUCUGAGUUAUCUGACUUGUUUGACAGUCAGUCAUCUGUGUUAUCUAACUUGUUUGACAGUCAGUCAUCUGUGUUAUCUUACUUGUUUGACAGUCAGUCAUCUGUGUUAUCUAACUUGUUUGACAGUCAGUCAUCUGUGUUAUCUAACUUGUUUGACAGUCAGUCAUCUGAGUUAUCUGACUUGUUUGACAGUCAGUCAUCUGUGUUAUCUAACUUGUUUGACAGUCAGUCAUCUGAGUUAUCUGACUUGUUUGACAGUCAGUCAUCUGUGUUAUCUUACUUGUUUGACAGUCAGUCAUCUGAGUUAUCUGACUUGUUUGACAGUCAGUCAUCUGUGUUAUCUAACUUGUUUGACAGUCAGUCAUCUGAGUUAUCUUACUUGUUUGACAGUCAGUCAUCUGUGUUAUCUUACUUGUUUGACAGUCAGUCAUCUGAGUUAUCUGACUUGUUUGACAGUCAGUCAUCUGAGUUAUCUUACUUGUUUGACAGUCAGUCAUCUGUGUUAUCUAACUUGUUUGACAGUCAGUCAUCUGUGUUAUCUAACUUGUUUGACAGUCAGUCAUCUGAGUUAUCUGACUUGUUUGACAGUCAGUCAUCUGUGUUAUCUAACUUGUUUGACAGUCAGUCAUCUGAGUUAUCUGACUUGUUUGACAGUCAGUCAUCUGUGUUAUCUUACUUGUUUGACAGUCAGUCAUCUGAGUUAUCUGACUUGUUUGACAGUCAGUCAUCUGUGUUAUCUAACUUGUUUGACAGUCAGUCAUCUGAGUUAUCUUACUUGUUUGACAGUCAGUCAUCUGUGUUAUCUUACUUGUUUGACAGUCAGUCAUCUGUGUUAUCUUACUUGUUUGACAGUCAGUGA
Molecule: messenger RNA, 957 nt
Organism: Pecten maximus
Lineage: Eukaryota; Metazoa; Mollusca; Bivalvia; Pectinida; Pectinidae
Exons: 2
Coding region: 1-957 (318 amino acids)
Source: RefSeq, a predicted model, not a curated record